CCUUUUUCAUCUUUUCAUCUCCACGCUCUUCCAUCUUAUUUAUGCCAACACCAGUCAUCGCAUCACAAAAUUUUUUCAUUCAAACCUCAACCGGUUUCCUUCCAUUUCUUCCUGCUUCCACUUGGCCAAUCAGUACAACAUUUUUGUCACACAAAGUAGCUACCUUUGAAUUCGUUUUUUGCAGCAAAUCAUGGAGAAUAAUCAGUCUUUCUGGCAAUUCAGUGACCAGCUGCGUCUGCAGACAUCCAAUUUGGCAAACCUCUCUCUGAAUGAUUCGAUUUGGAGCAACAGCUACGUGUCCAAGAGGCGUGAUGAAAGGAUUAAUUUUGACAUCAAAGUGGGUGGUGAGAUCAACUCUUUCAAGUCAAAGGAGUCUGCUUCUGAUUUCAAGGAUAACAUGAACGGAUCUUUUCUUGCCAUGAGUUACAACAACAACAACCUCAACCACAACAAUAACAACAUUCUGGGUGUUGGUUUGGAUGCUGGGGUGGGUCUCAAUGGAGGCUUCAACAAGGGAAUCUACUCCAAACCUGCCUUUGCCAAUCUUAACACUAACAUUAACCUCAAUAUCAAUCCUAAGGGGCACAAGGGUAAGGCCGAAGAUGACCUUCUUCACCCUCCCAAAUCUUCCAAGAAAAACAACAACCCCAACAAGAAACACGACAGUAACAACAGCGCCGGCAACAAUGAUAACGGCAAGGAUUCCAAGGCUGCUGCCGACAAGAGAUUCAAAACACUGCCACCGUCGGAGUCUCUUCCCAGGAAUGAAACCAUUGGAGGCUACAUCUUCGUUUGCAACAAUGACACCAUGGCUGAAAAUCUCAAGAGGCAACUCUUCGGUCUGCCACCACGUUACAGAGAUUCUGUUCGGGCCAUUACUCCAGGGUUGCCCCUUUUCCUUUACAACUAUUCCACUCACCAACUCCAUGGAAUCUUUGAGGCUGCAGGUUUUGGAGGAACAAACAUUGAUCCAAUGGCUUGGGAGGAUAAGAAAUGCCCCGGUGAAUCUCGUUUCCCUGCUCAGGUGAGAGUGAUCACAAGGAAAACAUGUGAACCACUGGAGGAGGACUCAUUCAGACCAAUCCUUCACCACUAUGAUGGUCCCAAGUUUCGUCUUGAGCUGAACGUGCCUGAGGCCUUGUCUCUGCUCGAUAUUUUUGCUGAACAAGAUACUUUCAACGAUACUUUCAAGGCUUUCGAUGCAUAAAAGGACAAAAAUAGCAAAGAAUACAAGAACAUCACUCACACAGACGAUAGAUAAUAUUAUAGAUUUGGGUUGGUUUGGAAGUUAUUAAGUGUAAUGGACUUAAGGAAAAAGUCCGAAAGAUAAAACAAAAUGAAUAUAGCGGAGGAUGUUGCAUGUUCAGCAACCUAUAUGUAUUAUAUAUAUAUAUAUAUAUAUAUAUAUAUAUAUAUAUAUAUAUAUAUAUAUAUAUAUAUAUAUAUAUACAUAUGUGUGUGUGUAUUACUACUCCUCUUUUUGUAAAGAGAGGAGGAUGGUUCAUCAUACAUACAUAUUAAGAUAAUAGAAUAAAAAUGAACUAUUUUUGCAUUAGGGUCUUGUACAGAACUACAAAUUGGCGACAAAUGGAAGCCUAUAUGUUGUAGCUUGUGUUGUGUUGUUGAGUUGAGAAGGAACAUGACAGUGGAAAAGUGUGAGAGGCCAUGCUGGUUCAUCAGUGUUAUCUAUUAUUGUUUAUACAUCAAACAUAUGUGUGCUUUAAACGUUAA
Messenger RNA from Vigna angularis (adzuki bean), 1731 nucleotides. Its product is annotated as DCD domain-containing protein NRP-B. The transcript is spliced from 5 exons. Gene Ontology annotation, biological process: response to endoplasmic reticulum stress. The record is from RefSeq and is a predicted model, not a curated record. The coding region runs from base 191 to 1207 and encodes 338 amino acids. NCBI's taxonomy places the organism in Eukaryota, Viridiplantae, Streptophyta, Magnoliopsida, Fabales, Fabaceae.